CUGGAGGACGCAGGUGAGGAGGGGACCGGUGAGCUGGGAGGAGGGGGGAGGAUGGAGAAGUGGGGGAAAGGAGGGGCGUAUGGACGAGGCGACACCACUGACUGGGAUGGAAGCAAAAACGAACAGAGAGAUGGGGUCUCCAGAGCCGCAGUCAGGUCAAUCUGAAGAGCUGGGCGCCCCUUGUUUUCUCUUCUAAGGAUUUCCCCAUCCUUCCCCUGGCACCAUGCUUUCCCCACAAAGGGCCUUGCUCUGUAACCUUAAUCACAUCCAUCUUCAGCAUGUCUCCCUGGGCCUGCACCUGUCCCGCCGUCCAGAGCUCAGGGAAGGGCCCCUGAGCACGCCACCACCUCCUGGAGACACAGGGGGCAAGGAAAGUGGAGUACCCUGUAGUGGGACUUUGGUGGAUGCCAACUCCAACAGCCCUGCAGUUCCCUGCCGUUGCUGCCGUGAGCAUGGUCCAGAACUGGAGAAUCGUCAAGGAGAAACAGAGGAGGAAGAAGAGGGGGUGGUAUCCCCCUCAGACCCUGGCUGCUCAUCUUCACUCAGCACCUGCUCAGACCUCACUCCUGAUGAAUCUCCCAUCUCUGUCUAUUCCCGGGACUUCCCUCCAGAGGAGGAAGCCCAUCCUCAGCCUAGCAUUAUCCCUUUGGAUGAAGGCUCUCCUCUGACCACAGGAGGUCCUGACUGUAGCCCAGACAGCUUCUGCUGCUCCCCGGAUUCUUGCUCGGGAGCCUCCUCCCCUUCUGUCACUGGCUUAGACUCCAAUUGCAAUGCUUUGCCCACCUUCCAGAAACAUCACCCCUCAGUAGCAGGUGAAGAGGGAGAGGGAAGAGAGCAGAAUCUCCCUACCACUGAGCUCCUUGAACAGGCCUUGGAGACAGACAAUGGGAAAAUUGAUGCUGGCGGGAAAACUGGAUCCAGUUGGAAAAUCAUUUCCAGUUGUAAAAUUGACCCUGUUAACACUGACUCUGGUUGGAAAACUGACCCUGAAAAUAAUGACCCUGGCUGGCAAAUCAAUGGGAAUUCGGACACUACCUGGAAAACCAGUACUGACUCCACUUGGAAACUCACUGAGAAGAAUACUGAUGCUAGCUGGAAAACUGGCCCUGGAUACACCGACUCCUCUUGGAAAACUAGCAUUGGGAAUACUGACUCUGCUUGGAAAUUCAAUGAGAAUACUGACUUUGGCAAAAGCGAUUCCACUAGGAAAACUAACACUGAGAAUACCGACUCUAGCUGGAAAACCAAUGCUGGGAAAAUUGAAGGUGACGUCAGUGGGGAACCUGUGCCCCACCGGACGAUCACAUCCUUUCACGAGCUGGCCCAGAAGCGGAAACGGGGCUCAGGGCUUCUCCUCCCCCCACAGGCCAAGAAGGACAGGAGUGACUGGUUAAUCAUCUUUUCCCCAGACACAGAACUGCCUCCCAGUGGGGCUCUGAAUGGCUCCCCUGCCCCUCCCCGGGAGGUCACCACCUUCAAGGAGCUUCGCUCCCGAAGCCGGGCCCCACCCCCUCCAGUGCCACCUAGGGACCCCCCAGCUGGCUGGGCUUUGGUCCCACCGAGGCCUCCACCUCCACCAGUCCCACCCCGAAGGAAGAAGACCCGCCUGGGGUUGCAGCCCAUUGCUGAAGGGAGGCCUGGGGAUGUUAGGCCUGGCAGUCCAGUGGCGGCUGAUGACGUUCCUGUAGGGAAGGAAGCAGCCCAGCCCAGGGAGCCCCCUGACACGGAGGCUGGCCCCCUCCUCCUCCCUCGGCCCUUGGUUUUUCGGUUUUCGGCCGACGGUCGGCCCCUCUUGGAGGGCGCGGGAGCGGGGGGAGCCGGCUCCUUGCUCUUGGCCCCACUGGCUGGGUGGCCUGGCCCGGGGCUGCGACUGCUCGGGGGGCCGAGCCCCACGGAGGAGCAGCUGCUGCCCGUGCGCCUGUCGCCCAUAGGGGCUUAUUCGCCCCCGGCCCGGGGGGCCUUGCCCUGCCUGGCCAGUCCCGAGCUGGCGCUGCUGCUGUCCCCGCUCUUCCCCAGAAGCAGCACCUUUCCCUCUGCGGCUCCCCCACCCCGCCAGGUAGCCGCCCCCCUGCCGCCACCGCCACAGCCGAAGGCCCCGCGCAGACCCAGGAGCCCGCCACCGCCGCCCAGGCAACUCCGGAGUUCCUGGUCCUUUGCUGGUGUACCUGGGUCCCAGUGCCUGUGGAUGGCAGAGGCGAAGCAGGGAUCUGGCCAGCUGCAAGAGGAGAAGAAAGGCCUCCUGAUUGCAGUUAGUGCCUCAGUGGACAAAAUCAUCUCCCAUUUUGGGGCAGCCAGGAACUUGGUGCAGAAGGCCCAGCUGGGGGAUAGCCGAUUGAGCCCUGAUGUGGGACACCUGGUGCUGACCACGUUGUGUCCCGCCCUCCAUGCCUUGGUGGCUGAUGGACUGAAACCAUUUAGAAAGGAUCUCAUCACAGGGCAGCGGAGGAGCAAUCCCUGGAGUGUUGUGGAAGCAUCUGUGAAACCCGGUUCCUGCACCCACUCCCUGGGAAACCUGUAUAACCAGGUCAGCCGACUGACCCCUCUUAGCAGCAGCCGAAGCCGGUUCCAUGCCUUCAUCCUCGGCCUCCUCAACACAAAACAGCUGGAGAUAUGGUUUUCCAGUCUCCAAGAGGAUACAGGCCUCCUGUCCCUAUUGUACCUGCCUACAGCCUUCUUUUCACUGGCCCGAGGAGGCUGCCCAUCACUCUCCACCGAGCUGUUGCUUCUGCUCCAGCCUCUGUCUGUCCUUACCUUCCACUUGGAUCUCCUUUUUGAGCACCACCAUCACUUGCCCUUGGGUCCUCCCCAUCCCCCAACUCCUCCAGGACCACCACCUGCACUGCAGCAGACAGUCCAGGCUGUGUUGGGCUGGGGGGGACGGUUGGCGCAGAGUCUUCGGGGAGGUACAGGCGAGGCACCCCAAGGUCCCUCUCCAUCUAGUGGCUGGUGGGAACAGCUGACCCAGGCUUCCCGGGUCUAUGCCUCAAGUGGGGCAGAGGGCUUCCCUCUUCCCCGCUGGGGUUCCCGGAAACAGGGUGCUCCAACUGAGAGCAACAAGGAGAAUCCACCACCAGGAGAAGAGCCAGGCCAGGCCAGAGGCAUGUGGCUGGGGAGACUCUUUGGGGUCUCAGCAGGAACAACAGAGACAGACUGCGGUCCACUGAAGUCCAGGAGACCAUCCAGCUGGCUGCCUCCCGCUGUGAGUGUGCUGGCCUUGGUGAGAAAGGGUAGCCCCCCUGAGCCACCCUCUCCUCCGGAAGAGCUUGAGGCCCCAGCCCCCAGUGACCUCCCUACACACAGGGCAGUUCGGGCUCUCUGUGAUCACACGGCGGCUGGACCCGAUCAGUUGAGCUUUCGGCGUGGGGAGGUGCUGCGUGUUGUCUCCACUGUGGAUGAGGACUGGCUCCGCUGUGGUCGAGAUGGGGCUGAGGGUCUUGUGCCUGUGGGGUACACUUCCCUCAUUCUCUAGCCUUCGGCUGACCCCUUUCCCCUUCCCCUUCCCGUGUAUGUGCGACCCUUCCUGUCACCCGGGAAUGGAGUGGCCCUGAAGCAUCCUUCCCCUCACGUCAAAUGAAGCUUACUGGAAGCAUUCUCCCCAUCUGUAAAAUGGAACUGUCCUCCUUGCCUCUCUUGGAUUUCAUAUAGAACUUCCCUUCCUCAUACUCCUAUCUGUAAAUUUCCAUCCAUCCCUGAUCUGUAAAGUGGAAUUUGUUUUUUGCCCAAUCCCUCCCAUAUGUAAUAUGGAACUGUACCCUUCCCCCUGCCCCCAUCUCUAAAGUGGAAAUCCCUACUUUGUCCUCAUCAGUAGGUAAACUCUACCAAUAUACUUGGCCCCAUCCCACUUCCUCCCCCACCCAAGUGGAUGGCAUCUGAAACCAGUACCUCCCCCUUCCAUUGGUCUGUAUUUAUUGAGCAAUCAUGGUGAACUUAUAUGCUGUAGCACUGACCUCAUUAGUGGGGGGCCCUGGGCCACCCCACCAAAGUCACGUUCCAAUAAAGUGUGGA
This is a messenger RNA of Dromiciops gliroides (monito del monte), 4005 nucleotides long. RefSeq names its product RUN and SH3 domain containing 1 (gene RUSC1). Lineage: Eukaryota; Metazoa; Chordata; Mammalia; Microbiotheria; Microbiotheriidae. Gene Ontology annotation, cellular component: cytoplasmic vesicle. Bases 224 to 3469 code for a protein of 1081 amino acids. Gene Ontology annotation, molecular function: protein binding. The record is from RefSeq and is a predicted model, not a curated record. The transcript has 11 exons.